AUGACAUUGUACGUUGUGACUACGGUGACACUGCAGAGUACCCCUGUUAUUCUUGGACUUGGAUUGGCUGCAGUAGGCCUUAUAGGUCGCCAAAUAGCAAAACAGAUGAAAGGAAAGAAUGUCCAGGAUUUUGUUAAGUUGGCCGGGAUUAGUACGUCAAAGUACUACCGUGGUGGGUUUGAGCCCAAGAUGACACGCAGAGAAGCUGCUUUAAUUCUCGGUGUUCCUCAGUCCUCUAACAAGUUGAAGAUUCGAGAGGCUCACAAACGUAUAAUGCUCCUCAAUCAUCCUGAUCGAGGUGGAUCGCCUUAUUUAGCGGCGAAAAUUAAUGAAGCAAAAGACUACCUAGAAAACGAGAAGUAA
This is a messenger RNA of Mesocestoides corti, 363 nucleotides long. The record is from the annotation of a GenBank genome assembly. NCBI's taxonomy places the organism in Eukaryota, Metazoa, Platyhelminthes, Cestoda, Cyclophyllidea, Mesocestoididae.